Prunus armeniaca (apricot) is the source of this 186-nucleotide messenger RNA. NCBI's taxonomy places the organism in Eukaryota, Viridiplantae, Streptophyta, Magnoliopsida, Rosales, Rosaceae. The record is from the annotation of a GenBank genome assembly.
AUGUCAGAUGAACAUCCAAGGCAGUUUCUUAGUAUGCCAGGAGAAGCCCAGCAUAAGGGAACAGAAUAUUAUGAUGGGAAAACAAAGAGAUAUGUUGAGUUUCCAAUAUCAAUCAUAGAUAUAUUGCAAAUGAUGUUCAGAACGCCUAUCAUUUGCAUUGCUGCUGUGACAGGAGCAGCACAAUGA